AUGCCAUCUCCUGCAACGCCACAACGUCCCUCCAAUCGUGGAGGAACUCCCAAAUCCACGUCAAAACCGCUGGACAUCGGGGAGCCGCUGGGGGCGCAUGACACGAACACGGUGCGCUCGAGAGUGCGAAACUGGCAGCAAAAAGGCGGCGGGGUCGUAACAAUUGACGACUCCUAUGACGACGAUGAGGAAAAUGAUGCGAAACUAAAACCAAAGCCUGCUAAAGUCAAGGCAGAGAGGCUGGAGAAGCUGGUGAAGCCAAGCAAGGACAUUCCCCCGACCACAAGGAAGCGCAGCCACAGCACACCCCGCAAACGUGUGGUAAGCGACGAACAUUGGAAGCGAACGCGAAAUCGAGCCUCAACCCAGUCCUCGACGCGUAAUCUGCCCACACCCAAGCGCAUAGCCGAAUAUACCGUAAAUCAAGGGCGGGCUAUACCUUUACGGGGAAAACACGACAAUAGUGAAGAUGAGAGCGAGAAAGGACGCGAUCCUCCACGAUUUCAGGCGAAACGAGGAACCGGCGCGGGGACUAAAUCCCCUAUUCGAGACACCAAGUCUGCGGGUGCGCGACAGAAUAUCGAUACCAUCAAUGAGAGCGACUACGAGACGGACCAUCCCAGGUCCUUCGAACCUUCAGAGCUCUCGGACAGAUUCAAAGCGCACUCGCCUCCUCCAGAGGAUGCAUGGGCAGCAAGCGAGGCGGAUUUCUCUGAGCUGUCGAGGAGACGCAAGCGCGGUCCAGCAAAGCCUCCCAAAGGUGGUAUAUUCGCGCACAUGAUCGAUGAGUCUAAAAAAAUGUUUGGGAUCCCCGAACCUGAACCGCCGAGGCCUACACCGACGCCAACUACGGGCCGUGGGGCCAAAAUUGAGGCAUGGCUUUCUGACACACCGGAUCCUUUUAUGGAUGAAGCAGGGUCUAAGACUGAUAUGCCAGCUCCUCUGGAUCUGAAGUUAGGCCGAGCAAGGCGAUCUCAAAAACUUGCAGACGGAGACCAACCUGGUACGGAGUCUGAACAAUCAGCGAUCAGCGAGCGCCCGAAGAGCUCCGACUCUCGCCCAAAGAGCACUGUGAGUAAGCACUCUAGAGGAAAGGACAGCUCUUCCUCGAUCGACAAAAUAUCAAGAGCACAAGAUUGCGAGUUACCCUCAGAGUCGAAGCGAGCUAGUCUAGAUAUGGCCUCUAAAUUAUCUGUCAAGAGCAAAGACGACAACCUUGUCAAAGAUAAGCCUUAUGAGGAUAGUCUCGCGCCUUCAGAAUCCGACUUGCAGCCAUUCUCCGACGGCGGCUCUGAAGUAUCGGGAAAUAAUGCACCUGUACCACUUAGCCAUAAGAAGCCAUUCCCGGCCACCGGUUACCAUCGUUUGUCCACGAUUGUUUCUACGGAAAGCUUGAGCACCACUCUUACAGAUGGGACUGAGCACGUGCUGAAGUCUACGACCACUGAAAAGCGCAAGUCGGAACUUGCCGAGGAAGCAGAAGAAGCAGAAAAGGAUGACCAGUUUGAUCCAGAUUCGCUACCUGUUGUCUCCUCGCAACUAAAAAGACGGCUUACCACCCACAAUGACCUCAUGUCUGUGCUAUCUGUUUCAACUUCGCGCAGGAGCAUCCGGUCUAAUAGGAGUAUUCGGACCAACAAAAGUCGUCUGGCCCAUGCUACAGUUGAUGAUUUGCUCCAUGAGCUUUCAGGUGACGAGACAAAGUAUAUGCGUGAGCUGAAAACACUGGUCGGGGGUGUGAUUCCGGUCCUCUUAACUUGCGUGCUGUCCCGCUCUGAUUCGGCCAUUGCCGCAGGCCUGUUUCGGCCGUCUUUGGACCCCGAAGAUGAUGUGAACUUCUCAAAGCCAAUUGUUAACAUGGGAGUGGCGAUCGAGCGGCUCAAGAACCUGCACAAGCGAAUCCCGCAGGACAACGCGGAUGCAUUGCUUACUUGGGCGCAAGGUGCUCAGAGAGUUUACCGCGAGUACUUGAAGGCCUGGCGCCUUGGAUUCAAAGAUGUCAUUGUCAACCUGGCUCCUCUGGAAGAAGGUGAAGUCCAUAACGAUGCUGACACGAAGAGCCUGGAUGAAGGCUUGGAGCGAGACGAAAACGGCGACAUCGUAGAUAGCAACGGGGAAAAGGUUGAUGUGGCGUAUCUGUUGAAGAGACCAUUAGUACGUCUAAAGUACCUGGCAAAGAGUUUCAAGGGUAUAAAUAUGCUGGAGCCAUCUCCGAAGGCCGAAGAAACUGCUGCUGCCUAUCAAAGUCUUGUUGUCGAUGCCCGAAAACGCGUCAGAGAUGAAAGAGCGAGAUUGGAAGAUGACUCUGCUGCCAGUAUCGACCCAACACGUACGAGAGACCCAAUGACCUUGGGUGUCCUCCACGGUAUCGGCAUUGAUCAGACUCGCCAUGUCCGUGCCCGCGAUUUCUUCAAUCUAUCAUUGUAUCAUUCAAGUGGACAACUUGUGGAUUGUCGAGCCGAGCUCCUAUAUCGAGACAAUGCCUCAAGCAAAGGGCCUGGAGGUGAUCUUUUGAUCUGUGAGAUUGAUCAUUCAGAUCGCUGGCUUCUCUUCCCUCCCAUGGACCUAAGAUGUGUCUCAGCCCGCAGAGGAGAAUCGAAGCAUGAGAUUGUGGUUAUGCUGCGCAGCGCUCCCGAAGAUGAAACCAGGUACUGGCAAGAGUUAAUCUCGCUCCGCAUUGACGAAGAAGAAGUAGGGUCGGAGUGGAUCUCAUUGCUCGGGUCUGACCCUAUUCCACCAUCAAUUUGUCGAAGCCAAAGCUUCAUCAGUCGAGCUAAGCAGAACAAGGCUCGCAAGCCCCCUGCUAUUGGCUCUCCACCUAGGCCCAACCCAAAUGACAUUGACAUCCCCAUCGGCGAGAAGGCGAGCGGUAAACGACGCUCAUGGACCAAAGAGCACUCGUCUGAGCCAAGUACGGGCAACUCUGUCACUGAUGCCAGGAGCUCUUUGUCCUCAGUCGUCACUCGAGAAACUGAUUACACCACUGGAGGGUCCGAGCUGUCUGCAAAGUCCGCCCGCCCUGACCUACCUCUCCUUCCUUCUACGGCUCCCAGGAACUCACCAACUAGCCCGGAAAAGACUGCCACCGGGCUCAAGCGAUCUAAGGCUAAGAGACUUUCUCGCUAUGGUGACAGCCCGGCUUCUGAGGGCACUUCUCAGCAUACUGCUGUAUCCGAUAAAGCACAUGAACACAGUGGACCUGCAGUUGCCUCUCCUCAAACCCCAAGUACGCCAACUGGACAUAGAUUCUAUGGCGAAACAGACGGGUCCCCAACUCAAGCCUCACCAAGAGAAAAGUCACGCUCAAGGAUUCCUCAACCUCAGAAGACGCCUGUCAGGGAACCUGAGCCGGAAUCUCCUAGGGUUUCAUCUGUGCCUUCGGCAACUCUUCCGUUGAUUCCUAAAAUCCGAACUUCUAGCAGCCAAACUCACCUUUCUACUCCGACAAGCAUUGGUCCUGAAGAUGAGGAAGACUAUCCUCCACUUGAAUGCUUGCCCAAGCAGGAAAUUCCGGAGACACCAACAAGAAGUAGAAGAAAGAAGUCUAGAAGACGGCCAAAGGAUGACGAUAGCCCUCCGCCUCCCCCGCCUCAUCGCUCACCUAGCCCUGCCAAUAACAAGCGCUCAACUACUCCAGUUCUUACUUCCAGUAGUGGUGGACUCAAGCGGCGUGGCUCUUCUCCCCUGAAGCACGAAUAUGAACCCUCUACGGCUUCAGAUUACUCAGAGACCGACUCGGAUGCAUCAACAGUGCGCCACUACUCCUACUCAUCAUCUGAAUACUCGAAAUCUGGUGGCUAUUCUGACUCAGGGGAGGAUUACUCCUCGGUAUCUGAAGACGAAGAAUAUGUUACUCCAAAGCCAAGAGCACUCGAUGUGAUUACCGACGCUAGUUCUCUCUCGCCUUCUAAUUCUGUGUCGCAGAGUGGCUAUCGUGCUGUGCCGCUGCAGCCAACCAAGACUAACAAAGCAAUGGCGUCUGUCUUUGCCUGGUCCGAUAAAGGCAACUGGGAGGCUUUAAUUCCUGACGAAUGUAGCAUCGUCGUUAGCCCUGGCCUGAUCGAGGCCUUCCCGGUGGGCUCUGAGCCCGAUGAAACCUCCGAUUCCCAAUCAUCAAGACCGCUCGUCUCUCUUGAAUUGACACCACUCGUUCCUAUUCGCCGUGGUACCGCCAUCGAUAUUAGUAUCCGCUCUCCUCCCACCGAGCGAUCCAAGAUCACAUCCAGCAACAACAUCAUGUUCCGGUCAGGUAACCCUGAUGAAUGCGACACCCUAUAUGGUCUAAUCAACCAAUCAAGAAUCAACAACCCAACAUAUAUUGCGCUCCAGAACGCCCGUGGCCCAUUCAACGACCAUGUCUCUACCUUCGAGCCUGCUCCAAAAUCCAGCGGAGGCCUGUUUGGCUGGCCCCGCCGCAGAAAGAGCUAUCGCGCGUCAAGCUCCCCACGUUCUUUGGCCGAAGGGUCCGAAAGCAGCGUGGGAACGAUGAGCAGCGCCUUCUCCGCCCUCAAACGCUUCGGCACCGGCAGCAAAAUGUUCAACAUUUCCCGCUCAACCAUCGAAUCUCGCCCUGACCGCGAAGGCAGCAUCUAUUCCGGCUCCGGAUAUUCAACCAACGACCCAUCUCCCAACUCCGGCCUAGGCCGCAUUGUCGCAGCAGUCAAGGGUGCCGAUGGCAUCGGUCUCUCAAACGCCAAGGUCCGCCUGUACGCACGUGAAUCCGCCUCCAAGUGGCGCGACAUGGGCGCUGCCCGUUUAACCAUCAUGCGCGCGCCACCCAAGAACCCCUCCCGCCCUGGUACUGGCGUCAGCGGCCGCAACGAAGGCAGCUUCCCGCACGGCGACAACGCCGACAAUGCAAGUGGCAAUUCACCUCCCGGGUCAGGCUCCACCUCUCCGCGUGGCGCCAUCUCGCCUGAGAAGCGCAUCGUCAUCUGCGGAAAGACACGCGGCGAGACUCUCCUCGACGUGUGUCUAGGUGAGAGUGCCUUUGAACGCAUUGCCCGCACGGGCAUCGCGGUAUCUAUCCGCGAGGAGGAUGAAGACGCUUCCGUCGCGAAGAAGGGCGGUGUUGCUACUGGCUCUGGCAAGAUAUUUAUGAUUCAAAUGAAGAGUGAGGCUGAGGCGGCUUAUACCUUUGGGCUUGUUGGCAAGCUCAGGUAUUAA
Penicillium vulpinum is the source of this 5166-nucleotide messenger RNA. RefSeq lists its product as uncharacterized. The record is from RefSeq and is a predicted model, not a curated record. Bases 1 to 5166 code for a protein of 1721 amino acids. The transcript has a single exon. Gene Ontology annotation, cellular component: site of double-strand break; nucleus. Lineage: Eukaryota; Fungi; Ascomycota; Eurotiomycetes; Eurotiales; Aspergillaceae.